Molecule: messenger RNA, 1019 nt
Organism: Scaptodrosophila lebanonensis
Lineage: Eukaryota; Metazoa; Arthropoda; Insecta; Diptera; Drosophilidae
Exons: 1
Coding region: 43-795 (250 amino acids)
Source: RefSeq, a predicted model, not a curated record
GUUCAUCCACCCAUUCAAAAUUAAAUAAUCAAUGCCAUAGACAUGAAUGCCCUGAAGUUGAUCCUGGCGGCAAAUAAAGUACCAUCACCCAGUACAGUAAAUCAGUUGCCAUACCAGAUUCAACAGCAAAGCAAAUAUGUACACACCCAACAACGCAAUAGUUCCGUAUUCGCCAGCCCACGGCACAACUUUGAUUUCACGGCCAAGAUAGAAAACAAAUCGAGAUCCGAUUAUUCCGGUCGAAAUCAGCACGAGCAGGAAGUUACGCCGAUGACUCCCGAGUGUGGCCCACCAUGCUUCGGUGAGCCACCGCGUCUUGAUAACACCCGCUACCGACCAAGCAAGAGCUACGACCGCGAAUAUCAGCAGACAUGGACGGAGUUUGCAGGCGAUAGCGUGCGCUCACAGCGAGGAAUUUGUUUAUUUUUGCCCGUGGAGUACAAUCGUCGUAAGCCGCCUGCACCACGCUGCAGCUCUGCAACCACAAGUAGAUGUAAGUUGAUCAUGGAAAUGGAGGGACCCAAGUUGAAGGAGGCAUCCAUGAAGAUUGACCGCUCCCCGAAAACGCAACUGUGUGAGUGUCCACGCGCAUCAAAAAACACUCGCUGCAGAUACAAGCCCAAAAAAACCCCAAAGGAGCGACGUCAGACCCAGUAUCCAAGCUUCUCGGAGUGCAAGCAAGAGCGAUUGGUUAAGCCGCCUUACGUAGAGUGUAAAUGCCUGAGCGGCUCAAUGUGUGAAAUGUGGCGUACCUACAGACGCCUCAAUAAACGACGACUGCAUCGUGAUGGCUAACUUGUAGCUGGCUUUACAUUUUUACUCUACUCAGUAUUUUACUUUUAUAUUUUAGACAGUAGGAAAUAACCUUAAAAUUCCCUUAUUGCAAAUUAAGUUCAUUUUUAAGAACAAGAAAGGAAUGCUAAAGUCGAGCAGGCUCAACUAUUAAAUACCCUAUACCACAAAAAAAUAUAUAUAUAUUAAAAAAAUUUAAUUAAAUAAAUUAAAUAUAAAAUAUUCCA